This is a messenger RNA of Fonsecaea multimorphosa CBS 102226, 1560 nucleotides long. RefSeq lists its product as uncharacterized. Gene Ontology annotation, molecular function: transmembrane transporter activity. The transcript has 2 exons. Gene Ontology annotation, biological process: transmembrane transport. Lineage: Eukaryota; Fungi; Ascomycota; Eurotiomycetes; Chaetothyriales; Herpotrichiellaceae. Gene Ontology annotation, cellular component: plasma membrane; fungal-type vacuole membrane. The record is from RefSeq and is a predicted model, not a curated record. Bases 1 to 1560 code for a protein of 519 amino acids.
AUGACUUCCUACGAGAAGAGCGGCUAUGAUGUCGAGUACCAGUACCCUGCCACUUCGGGCGAAAAGCACCACUCGGUGCUCCCUCCGGACAACUCAGGCGCCGUCCAUGGAGAGUCAUUUGUCGUCGGCGACUCCACUUAUGCAAAGCUGCAACGUCUUGCCGGACGGUUCCAUAUCGAACAGCGAGGUAUUGAGCGAGUCCCCGAAGAUGAACGGACGGACAAGAGCACUUUCAAAGUUGGUACCAUGUGGCUUGCUGCCAACAUGGUCGUUUCUUCCUUCGCCAUUGGUGUCCUCGCUGUUCCCGUCUUUGCCCUCGGCUUUGUCGACUCAGUGCUUACGAUUUUCUUCAUCAACCUGCUGGGUAUUUUGCCGGUCUGCUUUUUCUCCACCUUUGGCCCUCGAUUCGGCAUGCGCCAGAUGAUCCUGGGGCGAUUCUGGUUCGGAUAUUACGGAGUCAAAAUCCUCGCGGUCUUCAAUUGUCUGGCGUGUCUUGGCUGGUCUUCUGUCAAUGUCAUUGUGGGCGCCCAAUUCCUGCGCGCAGUCAACGACAACGUACCACCGGCAGCUGCUAUUAUCAUUCUUGCAGCGGGAACCUUUUUCAUCACUUUGUUCGGCUACAAGGUCGUGCACUGGUACGAGAUGAUCUCCUGGGUUCCGUGCUUCAUUAUCUUCCUCAUCACCUUGGGUGAGUUUGCUCAUCGAGGGGACUUCGUCAACAUUCCCAUGGGUAGUGGCGAAGGCGAGGCAGGGUCUAUCUUGUCCUUUGCUGCUUCGAUAUUCGGGUUCGCCACAGGCUGGGCUUCCUACGCCAGCGACUACACAUGCUAUCAACCUGUCGACACGCCGCGGACCAAGGUCUUCUUCUACGUCUUCUGCGGGCUUAUGUUCCCUCUAUGCUUCACCCAGAUGCUGGGCGUGGCCAUUGCAACGGCGAUCCCCACGAACCAAGCGUACGCGGACGCCUACGACAAGAAUGCCGUUGGAGGUCUUUUACAUGAGGUGCUUGUUCCGCGUUUGGGCGGCUUCGGGGAAUUCUGCCUUGUCAUUCUGGCUCUUUCGACGCUCGGGAACAACGCACCCAACAUCUACUCUCUCACGUUCUCUUUGCAGAUCCUUACGCACUAUGCGCAAAGAGUCCCGCGGUUCCUUUGGACGCUCGUUGGAACCGUCGUUUACUGCGCCAUUGCAAUUCCGGGCUUUUACCAUUUCGAGUCAGUGCUGGAGAACUUCAUGCUGGUCAUUGGCUACUGGCUUGCCAUCUACGAAGGUAUCGCUUUGCCAGAGCACUUCAUCUACAAGCGCGGGUUCUCUGGCUAUGUCCCGGCGAAUUACGAUCAGCCGAAAAAGCUGCCUCCGAGCAUUGCUGCCCUGAGCGCAUUCCUUUUCGGUGUGUUGGGUGCUGCGAUGGGGAUGGCCCAGGUAUGGUACAUCGGUCCCAUUGGGAAGCUGAUUGGAAUUGGGUAUGGUGGUGAUAUCGGAUUCGAGCUCGCAUUUUCGUUUACUUUCGUGACGUAUGUGCCGUUCAGAUGGUUGGAGAGGAGAUAUUUCCACCGAUAG